AGCGUGUCGAACGUCACUUCCGUCAACAAAAGCAGGUGCUUUCGUUUUAUACUCGAAAUUCAUAAAUUUACAGAAUAUGGAAGAUUCGAACGAGGACGAACUUGAUAGAUUAGCAAGGGAAGAAUUAACAAAGGAGGCUAAAAGAGGAGCAGAGAGAGCCAGGGAGAUAGGAGCAUAUGGAUGGGUAAAGAGACAAGGAGCUUCAACUGACAAGAAAUUUCUAGGAAAUGUUUUAGUCAGUACUCUCAGAUCAAAUAAGAGAAAACAUUCACGAGAUCAUGAUCACAGAUCACAUAGAAGAAAAUAUAUAGAAAAAAGAGACAGGUAUGACCGUCCCCGUCACAGUUAUCAUCGACAACAUCAUCCACCGAAGUUAAUAAACGGUGGAUAUUUUCGUUACAAUGACCAAAGAAAAUAUUCUCAUACGGAUAAUGGGAAACGUGAAGAAAAAAGAACUGCAGAGAAACAUGAAAGGAUGAGUGACAAAGAUGGUUCUCUGGAAGAUAAACAAACAAUGUCUUUAUCUGAUAGACUAAAGGAUAGAGAGAAAGAAGGAAUGACAGAAGAGAAAAGCAGUGAACAUGAGAUAUUAAACACACAAGAUUUGGGUAAAGAUCACAAAAAGGAUUUUAAGAAUAAGAAACGUAGGGAUGAUAAAAAAGACCGUGAGAAAAAGACAGCAAAAGAAAGAAAGAAGAAAGAAAAAAGCAUAGAAAAAGAGGCACAGUAUAUUCAUUCAGAUGAAGAAAAAGUGACAAUAACAUGUGGCAACUCUGAUACUGAUCUCAUCUCAGAAAAGACAUGUUACAAGGACACAGGUCAAGGUCAUAGAAAAAGGAAUAUUUCAAGUAAAAGUGAAGAAGAGAGCUUGCUUGAGGAUAUUAAGAAACAUAAAGACAGUGAUGACGACAAAAAUCCUCAGGAAAAAAUUAUUGAAAUAUUCGGAGACUAUUUAAUUGAGAAAAAGCAGAAAAAGAAGAAAAAUAAACAGAAAAGUCACAAAGCAAAACAUAAACACAAAAAACACAAACUUAAACAUGAUAAACAUGAUAAAGCAAUUGAAGAUUCUUGACUAAUUGUUUUCAUAUCCCAAAUUCAUGUUAAUUA
Messenger RNA from Mytilus trossulus (common blue mussel), 1107 nucleotides. Its product is annotated as pre-mRNA-splicing factor 38B-like. The transcript is spliced from 3 exons. The record is from RefSeq and is a predicted model, not a curated record. Bases 77 to 1072 code for a protein of 331 amino acids. NCBI's taxonomy places the organism in Eukaryota, Metazoa, Mollusca, Bivalvia, Mytilida, Mytilidae.